Molecule: messenger RNA, 2406 nt
Organism: Microthlaspi erraticum
Lineage: Eukaryota; Viridiplantae; Streptophyta; Magnoliopsida; Brassicales; Brassicaceae
Source: the annotation of a GenBank genome assembly
AUGGCGACUAGAGGAAGCAGAUCGGAGAAGGUGAAGAGAAUCUUCCAGCAAUUCGACGGGAAUCGAGACGGUGGGCUUAACCGCGAGGAGAUGGCGGCUCUCGUCGUAGCUGUUAACCCUAGAGUGAAAUUCAGUGACGAACAGAUCAACGCCAUCCUCGACGAAGUUUUCCGAACCUACGCCGAAUUCAUCGACCCCAACAAGGGUCUGACCUACGACGGCCUCCUCCGCACUUACGACGACGGCGCCGGAGACGUCGACAGAGAUUUCGACGCGUUGGGACUCGAAUUAAACGCCGACGAGACAAUCAAAGGCUCAGAGGCUUCGUCCUCCUCGAUUACCGACGAGAGAGCCGUCGAGGCGCAGAAGAAACAGAGAACCGCGGCUUGGGCGGUUUCUCCCAACCACGGGAUCGUUUUCGACGAGACGUGGAAAUUAGUCGACGAUUUGGAGAUUCUGGUGAAGAGAUUGAAAUCGAAACAGGAGAAAGACGGGAAAUUGAAAUCCGAUAACAACAACAACAAUGUCGACGCUUUCUCCGACGCCGGAUGGUCUCGAGAGUUAGGUCCUUCAGCGGAGAUCUCCGAGAAGAGAAUCUACUGGGAAGAAUCAAGCCACGACUACACAUCGUUCGUCAAGGAACUGGGAGUUUUAAGAAGCAAAGCGGACGGAGCUAGAUCGAGAGAAGAAGCCUUCGACGGACACAUGGCGAUCGGGAGAGUCCUGUACGAGCACCAGCUCUUCAAAGAAGCUCUCGUCAGCUUCAAGAGAGCUUGCGAGCUGCAACCAACAGACGUUCGACCUCAUUUCAAAGCAGCAAACUGUCUCUACGUGUUAGGGAAAUGCAAAGAGUCGAAAGACGAGUUCUUGCUUGCGUUAGAAGCUGCUGAGUCCGGAGGCAACCAAUGGGCUUACUUGCUUCCUCAGAUCUACGUCAACCUCGGGAUCGCGCUUGAAGGCGAAGGUAUGGUUUUGAGCGCUUGUGAGUAUUAUAGAGAAGCUGCGAUUCUGUGUCCAACGCAUUAUAGAGCGUUGAAGCUUCUAGGUAGUGCCUUGUUCGGUGUAGGAGAGUAUAGAGCUGCGGUUAAGGCCUUGGAGGAAGCUAUAUACUUGAAACCUGACUACGCGGACGCGCAUUGCGAUUUGGCGUCUUCGUUGCAUUCGAUGGGGGAGGACGAGAGAGCUAUAGAGGUUUUCCAGAGAGCGAUAGAUUUGAAACCUGGACAUGUUGACGCUCUGUAUAAUCUUGGAGGGCUUUACAUGGAUUUAGGUCGGUUUCAGAGAGCUUCUGAGAUGUACACUAGGGUUUUAGCUGUGUGGCCUAACCAUUGGCGUGCUCAGCUGAACAAGGCGGUUUCUUUGCUGGGAGCUGGUGAGACUGAGGAAGCUAAGAAGGCGCUUAAGGAAGCGUUGAAGCUGACGAACCGUGUUGAGUUGCACGAUGCGGUCUCUCAUUUGAAGCAUUUGCAGAAGAAGAAGAAGAACGGGAAAGGUAACGGAGGAGAAGCUCCGUUUGUCGUCGUUGAGGCGUCCAAGUUCAAGACUGUGGGAGAGAAGACGACGUUAAGGCCGGAUUUAGCGAUUGCGCUUCAGAUCAGAGCGUUUCAGAGAGUGACGAGGCUUGGGAAAUGCGAUGUGGAGGCUGUGAGGAAGGAGAUGAGAGACAACGACGUUCCUGUGUCGUAUUCCGGGAGCGGCGGGCCGACGAAGUCGAUUCGGAAACCUAACCUUGAGGAGAUUCUCCGGCGUCUGCUUAGCUCGUUGAAACCGGAGACGUUUCAAGGAGCGAUCAAGGUGAUCAACGAGAAGAUACUUUCGGUUCUCGACGAUUCCGGGUCGGGGAGAGUCGACAUGGGGAUGUUCUACGCGGUGAUUGCUCCUCUGUGCGGUGGAGUUUCGGAUAAACGGAAGAGAGUUGCGUUCGACGCGCUGCUCUGGAGACCUGUGAACGAAGGAAGCUCUCAGAUUACGAAAGCUGAUGCUGAGAAGUACAUUAAACUGUUGAGAGCUGUUUACAUUCCAUCGCAUGGGAUGAGUGAGAUGUUGGAAGUUCAUGGGGAGGAAGAAGCUGAGACAGUGACGUAUAACCAGUUUUUGGCGAUGUUCGAUGAUCCGGAUUGGGGAUUUGGGAUCAUGUCGACGAUUCUUAAACUGGAGGCGAAUGAUAGGAACCGGCAUGGAAACCAAGUUUGCUCGGUUUGUCGGUAUCCGGUUAUUGGGUCUCGGUUUAAGGAAGUGAAAGCCCGGUUUAGUUUGUGUAACCAGUGUUACAGUGAAGGGAAGGUGCCUCCGUCGUUUAAACAGGAGGAAUACAAGUUCCGAGAGUAUGGGAGUGAAGCUGAGGCCAUGAGAGCCAAGUGUGCCUGUUUCUCCACUCAAUCUCAUAAGAAACCGAUUGCCACUUGA